Molecule: messenger RNA, 2092 nt
Organism: Hypomesus transpacificus
Lineage: Eukaryota; Metazoa; Chordata; Actinopteri; Osmeriformes; Osmeridae
Gene: plbd2
Product: phospholipase B domain containing 2
Exons: 12
Coding region: 1-1713 (570 amino acids)
Biological process (GO): phospholipid catabolic process
Cellular component (GO): extracellular region
Molecular function (GO): glycerophospholipase activity
Source: RefSeq, a predicted model, not a curated record
AUGACCUGCUCUUCCACACUAACUGGAACGAUGGCGUUAAGGCUGCUACGUUUGUCAACAACUUUACAUUUAGCUGUAUUUCUACAUAUUUUAUUUAUUUCAUGCUAUUCGAUAAAGGCUGAGAUUAGUACGGUAGUUCUUGAUAAAAAAACGGAACAACUGACUAUUGUGGAGGGAUACCGAGAUGAUUACGUCGCCUGGGCAAACUUUACCGACGACAUUGAGCACUCAGGAUGGGCCUUUCUCGAGGUAACAACUAGCGGGUGCUACAAUGACAGUAUCCAGGCGUACAGUGCCGGAGCCGUGGAAGCAGCUCUCACGUCCCAGCUCAUCUACAAGCACUGGAUGAACACCUUGAUGAACUACUGCGGGCCCUUCACGUUCCACUCCGGUUACUGCCACCGUCUGAAGAGUUACAUCAGCACCAACCUACAGUGGGUGACAGAUCAGAUCGACAAGAACCCCAAAUCGCCCUACUGGCACCAGGUGCGUUUGGCUCUGUUGCAGCUGAAGGGACUGGAGGAUCUUUAUAACGGUCAGAUGUCGUUUCCCACCGGCCCUUUCUCCAUCGAACCAUUCGGUUUCCUGCUGUUCCAGAUGGGUGGGGAUGUGGAGGACCUGGAGGGAGCCCUCAACAAAUCCAGCCAAUCACAGCCUCUGGGUUCAGGCUCCUGCUCUGCCCUCAUCAAGCUGCUGCCUGGCAACAAGGACCUCAUGGUGUCACACGACACAUGGAAUACCUACCAGUCCAUGCUGCGCAUCAUAAAGAAAUACAACUUUGCCUUUAAAACAUCCCCCACAGGUGGCGAUCCGAUUCCCGGAGCAGUCCAAGCCUUCUCCUCCUAUCCUGGAUGCAUCUUCUCUGGAGAUGACUUCUACAUCAUCAGCAGUGGCCUGGUUACCUUGGAAACAACCAUUGGCAACAGCAAUCCAGACCUCUGGAAGUUUGUUAAGCCGAUAGAGUCAGUCAUGGAGUGGCUGAGGAACAUUGUAGCCAAUCGUCUCGCUUCUUCGGGCAAGGAAUGGGCCAAUAUUUUUACCAAGUACAACAGUGGAACGUACAACAACCAGUGGAUGAUUGUGGACUAUAAGCACUUUACUCCUGGGAAGACUGACAUCAAAGACAAGCUCUUCACUGUUCUAGAACAGAUUCCGGGGCUGGUGAUUCACAUGGACAAAACCCAAGAGCUGAUGGAGAAGGGCUAUUGGGCCAGCUACAACAUUCCGUACUAUGAGGAGGUGUUUAAUGCUAGUGGCUGUCCAGAGCUGGUGAAGAAGUUCGGCCCGUGGUUCACCCUGGACCAGAACCCCAGAGCCCAGAUCUUCAAACGGAACCAGACGGCAGUUACAGACUUGGACUCCAUGGUCAGUCUCAUGAGGUACAACAACUUCAAGGAGGAUCCGUUGUCGAGGUGCGAGGGCUGCGACCCAGCAGGUAACGGAGAGAACACCAUCUCGGCCCGCUCCGACCUGAACCCUGCUAACGGGACGUACCCGUUUGGAGCCCUGAGACAGAGGCAGCACGGCGGGACAGACAUGAAGCUGACGUCAUAUGGAAUGUUCCGUAAUUAUGAGUUGGUGGCAGUUAGUGGACCCACCUGGGACCAGGUUCCGGUCUUCCAGUGGAGCACCUCGCCUUACAAAGACCUGAUACACAUGGGUCACCCUGACACCUGGGACUUCAAACCUGUGCACGUCACCUGGAAACCAUGACAACUGUUCUUCAUCUUUCACAUCAGCAUUUUCCCUGGCCCCUCAAACCUGCACAUGACCCCCCAGGCCCGAUAAACCCUGUUCCUUCACUUGGUUUUCUCCUAAAUUUGCAUCACCUCCACAUCUUGAAAUCAAGUGUUUUUUGUUUCUUAUGGAAAAGGAUUAACAAAGGGCAUAGGUUUGGGAAAUGUUUUUGUAGCAAUACAGAAUGAGUUUUGCACAAUUUUAGACUAUGGAGAACCAUGUGAUGUAAUGAUAUGAUCAGAAUUACAUUUCAUUGUGUCUUAUCUUUAAAUGUACAUUCAAUUAAAAGUUUCAUAACAUUUCUAUAUUUGAUUUGUUCUUUUGUGUCUGUAAAAUAAAAUGGUCAUGAAUUUCA